AUGGAUGGGAUCAAGCUAGAUCCGUUAUUCUACGGAUGGGAACGAGAUAGAGAUGGAUAUCUUGCACCUACAUCCGUAACAAAAGAAAUUGCCCCCUCUGAUAUACUAAAAAUGGUAUUCUGUAAUCGCAAGGAAGGAACAUGCAACAAGACAUGCUCCUGCAGAAAACUUGGAUUAAAAUGUUCUGCAAAAAUGUGGUCAAUGCUUAGGAAUGAUUUGCUGUAA
Molecule: messenger RNA, 225 nt
Organism: Ceutorhynchus assimilis (cabbage seed weevil)
Lineage: Eukaryota; Metazoa; Arthropoda; Insecta; Coleoptera; Curculionidae
Source: the annotation of a GenBank genome assembly